This is a messenger RNA of Bactrocera latifrons, 399 nucleotides long. RefSeq names its product cuticle protein 16.5-like. The record is from RefSeq and is a predicted model, not a curated record. The transcript is spliced from 2 exons. Bases 53 to 283 code for a protein of 76 amino acids. Lineage: Eukaryota; Metazoa; Arthropoda; Insecta; Diptera; Tephritidae.
GUUAAAUUUUGCUUCACCACAGUAAAACACCAAACAAAAACCAACAAUCAAAAUGUUCAAAUACUUCGCUCUCGUUUUCGUCGCGCUCUUCGCCUUCGCCGCUGCCGAGCCCAAGCCCGCUGUGGUAGCAGCACCAYUGGCCUACUCAGCUCCAUUGGUCGCCUCCCCCUAYGCCGCUGCCUAYGCUGCCCCAUAUGCSGCUUACGCCGCCGCUCCYUAUGCCGCCUACGCUUCACCCUACGCCGCUUACCCUUACAGCGCCGCCUAUGUGCUCCGCAAGUAAACGGAAUGUAGCGACUGACCUGUGAUAGCAUCGAAUUGGACUUCAUUGCCAACGAAUUAAAAGUACAGAAAAUAAAUUUUCCAAACAAGCAACAAUAAAACAGAAUUAAAACGAAA